UAUAUACAAACAAACAGCUUGAUCAUGACCCUUUCUAGUUUCACUGAACAUCUUCUCCUCUAUAUAUAUAUUCAUCUAACAUCUCUCACCUUCUCAUUCUUGAGUCUUGACCACACUAAGCUUGAUUUCACAUUCUGCUCUAGCUUUGCGACGUGCCCAAGCGCUGUUUUUGACGUGCCCAUGCUUGAGAAGAAGCUCACGGUCACGGGCACGGGCACGGCCAUGGCCAUGGCCACGGAGAAAGGAAGGAAGCCGGGGCUCAUCACGAAGACGCUGGGCCGGUGCCGCGGCGCGCGGCGGAGGAGCAGGCCGCCGGCGCCGGAGGGGUGCUUCGCGGUGCGCGUCGGCGCGGGGCGGCAGCGCUUCGUGGUCCGGACGGAGUGCGUGAACCACCCGCUGUUCCGGGCGCUGCUGGAGGAGGCCGAGGAGGCGUUCGGGUACGCGGCCGCCGGCCCGCUCGUGCUGCCCUGCGACGCCGACGCCUUCGUGCGGGUGCUGGAGCAGAUCCAGGAGGAGGAGGAGGACGCUGCUGGCCAGGCGGCGCCGGCCGUGGCGAGGUGCGGCCUUGUCAGGGGCCACUCCGCGUACCGACUGCUGCUCGUCCCCGCCCGCCCGCUCCUCGUCGGCCGGUCCUAGUCUGUAGUCCUCGGCUCCGGCCGGCCAGCCUGGGAGUGGGAGGUGACGACGACGAUGCUUCACCUCAUGAUUGCACCGAGAGCGAGAUGGAUAUGUGUACUGAAUACUGAUAUGAGUCGUGUGCAAACCGUGUAGUAUGUUUGUAGAUGCCAGCCGCCAGAGGUGGGUGGUUCCUGCGUCGUAGCAGUUGAUGCGUUCUUGAGCUCUAGUUUUUGUUGAGCAUGUUCUUAUUGUCAAACAGACAGAACGCCAUGCGCUUUAGACGUGUUGAUGCAUGGCAAUUGGCAUGUUGGUACGAUGCAUGUUGCCCUCAUAUGAUCGAUGUAAUCCCAGUUAGUUUUCCCCUUUUUCUCUAGAAUCAAGAAGGUAGUGUCUUUAAUUAAUACAUGUAAUACAACACAGAGUGUCAAUUUUCUAGCCCAAAUGAUCUUACAGCA
Zea mays is the source of this 1073-nucleotide messenger RNA. Its product is annotated as auxin-responsive protein SAUR72. The record is from RefSeq and is a predicted model, not a curated record. The coding region runs from base 25 to 636 and encodes 203 amino acids. Lineage: Eukaryota; Viridiplantae; Streptophyta; Magnoliopsida; Poales; Poaceae. Gene Ontology annotation, biological process: response to auxin. The transcript has a single exon.